This is a messenger RNA of Cataglyphis hispanica, 4931 nucleotides long. RefSeq names its product neutral and basic amino acid transport protein rBAT-like. NCBI's taxonomy places the organism in Eukaryota, Metazoa, Arthropoda, Insecta, Hymenoptera, Formicidae. The record is from RefSeq and is a predicted model, not a curated record. Bases 307 to 2115 code for a protein of 602 amino acids. Gene Ontology annotation, biological process: carbohydrate metabolic process. The transcript has 6 exons.
GACGGACGGGUCGGCCAGUCACCGGGAGAACACGAGAAACGAUAUUGCAUCGCUAAAUAUAAUAUAGUGAAGUACGUGGUUCCACUAUCUUCUACGGAUAUAAGAGGCAGUAUAAUGGCGAUGGUGGUAGUCAUCAUUUGAGAUAUCCACAUCAUUGUCUUUGUUGCCUUUUAACAAUAAUCAUUUAUACGAAUAUAACUGUUGUGUCUCUUGUGAACGUCGAUUGUGGAAAACGGGGUGGUGAAUUUGUUACAGGCGUACAUACAAGAACGUAUUCGUAAAUAAGAACCGAGCUCACGCGAUCCCAUGGUAGAAUCUACUAGCAGUGGUAGUAGUAGUGAUACAAACGAACCCGUUUGCGCACAAUUGUUGACACAAUUGAAUACUGCCUAUCAGCAUCUUGCACCGGAUGCUCAAGCUUUAUUUUACAACCAGGAGAACGGUGGUAAGCCACCGCUCGUUGGGAUUCAAUUGGUGGUGCCGAAGCCGCCCAAAGACUAUCGUUUUAUGAAAUGGAAUUGGUCAUUGAUACGGAAAACGUGCUACUGGACACUGAUGUCGGUAUUGAUCGGAUGCGCUGCCCUCGUUGUUGGCAUUAUUGCUACGAUGCCUAAGAAAUGUGAUCCUCAGAUGGAAUGGUGGCAAGGCAGCACUUUCUACGAAAUAUUCCCGGCAUCUUUUCAGGACUCGACAAAAGGAGCCGACGGAAUCGGCGAUUUGCGUGGAAUAAUUAUGCGGCUAGAUUAUUUAAAAGAACUUGGAGUGCGAGCUAUUCGAUUGAAUUCGAUAUUUCCAGCAUCGCAUUAUCCAGAAUAUUACUCGGAAAUUAGUAAUAUGACAGACGUAAAUAAAGAUCUGGGUACAAUAGAAGAUUUUUCUGUUCUUGUACGCGAGAUUCAAAAACGGAAUAUGAGUAUAAUUUUGGAUUUGCCUUUGUAUCCAUUCAUAAAGACCUUGAGUAACCAAUCGGUAUCUACAGCGAAAGUAAAUGAAACUGAAUGGCUUCGAGAUAAGCGAGAUGCUGGGAAUGAUCGAGUUCGCGAGCCAUCCGCACUGCCUGCAUCAGUCGAAACUAUUCGUGAUGUCUUAUCAUCUAUACCACCACCACUAAAGAAGGCGAGAAGGGAAAUAUCCUCGUCGAAUCGUUUAAAUCAUCAACGAGAAGAUCCCAUUAGUGAGGCUAUCAAAUUUUGGCAAUUGAAAGGAGUGAACGGUUUCUAUCUACAAGGAUUGGAGCAUUACGUCGAUGAAGACACAUUCGUGAAGAGCCUCAUAUAUUGGAAGUCUCUCCUAUAUCCAAACAAUAUUUUUAUUUGUCAUAUAAAAGCUCUAAAGAAUACUACUUCCAUCAGUGCAAAAAACUCUAUCCUAUCCAGAAUAAAUUUACUUGAUGUGACUCUUCGUUUGACGAAUAGUACAAUGGAUAUUAAGACACAAAUAGAGCAAAUUACGAAGGGUACACUUUUUGAUAAACCUGCUUACCCGUGGAUACAUUGGUCAGUAGGCGGCGUGUACACCAGUAGAGUAGCCUCUACCAUUAAUGUCAAAAAUGCAAGCGUAGCGGCUUCUCUUCUUAGCAUGAUGUUACCUGGAACACCAAGUAUAUUUUAUGGAGAUGAGAUAGGUAUCGAAGAUUGUGAAUGUCAGGAUCACAAAGAUUUGGCGCACGUGCAUAAUCUAGUUCCUAUGUAUUGGGAGAAGAAGAACAGCCCCGGUAGCAGUUUUUCAUCCUUAGGAAUUACUACUUGGUUACCAGAAGCUAGGAAACCCAUGGAAACUAGUUUGAUUGGCACUGUUGAAGAAAUGGCAAGACUAAGAGCAGAAACUACAUCCAUUUACGUUAAAGCGGUUUUAAGAGAGGGUCAAAUUAAGGCAAAUUGUGAUGUUAGAUAUGUUGAAGAUGAAAUGAUAGUGAUAGAGCGAUGGUAUCCACGAAGAAAUUCCUAUGUACUUGUCGCAAAUUUUGGCAACGAGACACGCAAAAAGGAUUUAUCAUUUCUUUAUUAUGGUGGUCAUGUUGUUGUAGGACCAACUUAUAGAAUGAAUCGAGAUGUGUAUUUCAAAGAACUUAUUGUCCCACCUGGAGAAGCAUUUGUUAUAAAAUUGGAUAAAUGAGAAAGUCUCAAUUAAGAUAUAUUGCUGAGUAAUGUUAGAGUUACAUUUUUAUUUUUAUCGUGAAACAAUUACAUUAAAAAUAUGGAUAUCAUUACAACAAAAUAUUUCUAAAAAAUUUUUAUAUAUAUUUCUCUAUAUACAAUAUAAUCUCUAUAUACAUAUUCUCUAUAUACAAUUCUUUUCUACGAAAUUUUUAAAAAAUUUGUAAUUAUUAUUUUUUACAGACACGGUUGAUAUAAAAUAGACUUUGCUUCAAAAAGUUAUAAAUUCAAAAGUUAUAAAACUUCAUUGUUAUAAAUCUUGCUUUAUGCUACUAAGCGAUGUAUUAAAAUUAUCGGGAUAUUAUUUAAAUUUAAAUUUUAUAAUAAUACUUUAUAAUAAUCAAGUUUAUAAUCAAAAAUUGAAUUAAAAUCGAUAAGUGAUAAGCGACAUUGAAGAACAAUUCAAAAUCCGAGUAGAGUCUGUGCAUAUUAGACAACAAGUGCAUAUUAGACAUCGUUACAUAUGUAUUUGUCGAUGGUUCAAACCAUAAGGCCAGAUCUACAAUUAGAUAGUAAGUCUUAAGCAGUAAAGAAAUUACCAAUAACAAUUGAUUAUUCUGCUCACAUGUAAUUGAUCAAUUUCUUAUAGCUUGAAGAUUACUAAACCUAUUGUAGAUAUAAUAGGGCUAAUGAAGUAAUGAUUUAAUAAUGAUAAGCUGCGGUCGGGAAGACAUUAGAAAUGCUUCGAAGCAUUACAUCAACCAAUCAGAAUAAAGAAAUCUUUGUUCUUUUUGUCCUGAUUGGUCAAUCAAACGCUUAGAAGAAUUUCUAGCAUCUUCCCGAUCGCAGCUAUAAUGUCAAAAUCGGCCAAACAGUUAUUCUUUUCUUUAGAGGAAUAGCUACGGUUGGCCAAUUUCAAAAUCAUAAAUUUUUUUUUAUUCUUAGAACUGCGCCUCUUAUUUGCUAAUUUUUCAUCAUAUAGUAUCAUUAGUAUUAAGAGCACUAUUGCUAUUAUUAUUUAAUUUUUUAUGAAAGACACAUAACUUUAAGAUCGAAAUCAUUGAUUUUCAUAGUAGUAAAGAUUGAUGUUGAGAUAUGAAGUAAAGAUCAUCUAAUGAUAAGUUGUGUUCGUUAAAACGAAUUACCAAAACUUAAUUUUUUAAUUAUACAAAGAUAUGCUAAAUUAAGAAAUGAAACAACUAAUAAAAUCACAAUGACUAAUAUAAAUGUGUUUAUAAUAGUAUUAUAAACUUUAUUAUUUUAUAUUAAUAUCUAUAUUAAAAGAUUAGAUCUUAAUAAACAAAUUUUUAUGCAUAUCAUCUAUGUGAAUAAAAGCGACUUGAUGUGUGCGAUUGUGUUUUAGAGUUAGAAUUUCAAUUAUAUUGAAACUCUAAGUAAUUAUGCAGGUUAGGGGCAAGCUCUCAAAAUACAUGUGUGUGUGUGCGUGCGCGCGUGCGCGUGGUGUGUGUGGUUAUGUUUUAAAUAUACAUAAUGUCGGAAAAGUACGUGCUAUUCAUUAAACUUAUUUUGUUAAUAACUUUUUAAUAAACAAUAAAAGCGACGGAUAAAAUCUUUUAAAAGUUAUUCAGGAUCGUACUUUUAAUAAUGUAAAUCAAAGUCAUUAAAAUCUGUAAGGUCGCCUCUAAACUGCGUAAUUAUUCUAAAUUCUAUAUAUCUUAAUAACAACUCUCUCUUAGAUAGUAAAAUGUCAUCUAAAUUAAAUUUUAUGAAUUAAAUAUAAUUUAUUUUAUUAUUUGUUUCGAUUAUGUUUGACUCAAUUAUAUAUAUAUAUAAUUAAGUUAUAAUGAUAAUUUAUUAUAUAUGUUACAUUUAUGAGUAAAAAAUUAUUACAACUAAUUGGUAUUUUACCAAUAAUACUUACACAAUAUUAUCUAGCAAUUUUCAAUUCUGUUAUAUUCAUAUAAUAUUAAUAUAACGGCGAUUAUAUGUUUAAACAUUAUCUUUAAUUGAAUUUAAUAACAUUUAUAGUUUUAAAACUGACCAAUUAUGACUAUUCCUCUGAAGAAUGAAAUGACUAUGAUUGACCGUUUUAGAACUAUGGACAUUAUUAAAUCCGAUUAAGGGUGAUAUAUAAACAUAAUUAGUGUUUACUAGGUUAUAAUAAAUUUAAUAAUGACUUAAUGUUGUCUAUUAUUAUGAUGUUAAUAAAUUGUAAAUAAUAAAACGAAAAUAAUGACAUAUUUUUGAUGUCGAUAUAUGACAUUAUUGUUGUGAAGAUGUGACAAAAGGCCGCCAAUUUCACGAUAUUCAAAUGUCAUUUUCAUCAUAAAAAUGUUCAAAUAGAAAUCAAACAAAACUACUAAAUAACGUUAUGCCAAAUAAAAACUAUCUGGAAAAUAUAGUUUGCAGUUAUUAUUUACAUUUAUUUUGGUUCUGAAGAUGUUGAUGAAAAAGUAUAAUAACAAAAAAAGAUAUUAUGUAUUGUAUAUUACUGUAAUAAAAUUGUUUAUUGUAACGGUCAACAUAGUAUUUAGUUAUUUAAACAAAAUGGUCAAACACAAAACAUCUGAUUUAUAUACAAUAUAUACAAUAUAUACUGAUUUAUACACAAUAUAUGGAUGUCCCAUAUACCUCAUCAAAAGCAGCCAACUUUUUCAUCUUAAUAUCAAAUUGAAUGAUUCAAAUUCAACUCUAUUGUGAGCAGUUGUUGUUUACAAAAACUAUCUAUGUUAACAAACGGUAUGCAUAAUUAUAUUUUAUAACAAUGUAGAUAUUUCGAUAUAAUAAAAGUUGUAGCGCUGUUUGAAAUUAAUAUAACAAUGUAUGGUUUAAUGUAAAUACUUUAUAUAUUAAACAAGUUUUAUUGACUUAAAA